This is a messenger RNA of Triplophysa rosa, 721 nucleotides long. RefSeq lists its product as uncharacterized. The record is from RefSeq and is a predicted model, not a curated record. The transcript is spliced from 2 exons. Gene Ontology annotation, molecular function: DNA binding. NCBI's taxonomy places the organism in Eukaryota, Metazoa, Chordata, Actinopteri, Cypriniformes, Nemacheilidae. The coding region runs from base 20 to 721 and encodes 233 amino acids.
AUGGAAAUAUGAGCAAAUAAUGUCCUUUUUGCUUCCACAUAUGCAGUCCAGAAGCUCCAGACACACUCUGCAAUUUGCAGAUGUAGCUGUGGACAUGACUGUGGCACUAGAUGAUGUGGAUCCAGAACUAGCUGACCUUUCAAGGUCAAGUUCUCCACAUCAACAGAGACCUGUAACCCCAACACCUUCUACAAAUUCACGAUCUGACACCUCCUCACCCUAUCCCAGCAUGCAAGCUCUAAGUACUGAGAGUCAGACAACAAGACAGAAGAGGAGGAGGUCAAAUGAUACAAAUGCAACAGAGCAACAGCUAUUGGACAUUUUAACACAACCAACCACAACACCAUCACCGUAUAUUCCAAACGAGGGAGACGAAAUGUACUAUUUUGUGCUUAGCUUAGUACCAAAACUUAGAAGACUACUUCCACGGAACCAGACAAGGGCACAGGUUCAUAUAUUGACUUACCUGUCAGAACUAGAAGCAGAAGAACAAAACAUGCACCAAAGUCACACUACAACCCACCCAUUCACAAGCAGUCAGCAGCCACACAGUUAUGGAUUUCAUCAACACCGCCCAACCUCCCCUCACCAUCAAAGCCACACUCAGCAGCUCCACACAGAUAUCUUUGACAAAGCAACACCUUCUUCUGCAAGAUCUGGCCAACAACAAGGUUCAUCUAUGGAAGACCCAUUGCCGCUGGUCUAUCAUCAUUUACACUAA